Schistosoma mattheei is the source of this 1773-nucleotide messenger RNA. NCBI's taxonomy places the organism in Eukaryota, Metazoa, Platyhelminthes, Trematoda, Strigeidida, Schistosomatidae. The record is from the annotation of a GenBank genome assembly.
AUGCCUCGCUGUUGUCUUGUUAGCCUUGAUGGGUUAUCAAGUUUUACAAAACUAGUAGAAUUAUACAUAGCUUUCAAUGGAGUGUCGGAUCUUAGUCCGUGUGCACUGUUGGACAAUAUUGAAGUAAUAGAUCUUGAGGGCAACCUGAUUGAAGAUAGAAGCAGUUUGUCAUACCUUCGUCUCUGUCACAAUCUUACUUCCCUUACUCUUGAAGGAAAUCCUUUCGUUACAAAACAUGGUGGGAAAGUGAGGUACAGAAAAGUUGUGAGAGAAGAACUACCACAGAUAACCACCCUUGAUGACAUUCCAAUACAGAAAAUUCCUGUUCCACAUUCAGGGGAAUAUGAUAUAACCAAGUUCGAUAGUGAAUGGGAGUAUAUAAACAUCCUCUUGAAAGAAAUUGGUCUACUAUCUGGUAAAGCGAAAACUAUUGUAGACGGAGAAAAGUCAGGAUAUCCUCUGGUCACUGGAGAGGCAAUAGAAGCGGGUCGUUCAACUUUAGGUCUAAGACCAACAUCAGCAUUGAAGCAGAAGUAUCAGAAAAACACUAUACAGUUUACUGAACCUAAGGAUGGUCAUAACACUCUGAAGCCUUCUAGAAGUUCGUCUGUAAUGAUGGAAAAGGGAGUUAACUCGGAUGAAGAAGAGCUUGUUUCUGAGCUUACAACGGGCAAAGUUAUAUGUGGAGGUAUUAGUACAGCACUGCGUCGUCGAAGAUUUUCACUCCAGACAGGUAAGAUUGAAAAAAUACAAUCAGCUUGUCUGAGAUUAGACAGUGAAAGUGUAACUAGUUCAGCUUUGGACAAGAGUUAUAUAUGCAGCUUGAAAGCAGGAAGUCCAACUCAGAAUGAACCUAGUGGCCAACAGACCAACAAUAUCAAAACAGUUUCGGACCAUGAAACAAUUACGAAUGAAGAAUUUAAUUUACGUAAGGAAUGUGAUAUCGUUUUGAAAGAACUCGCCGAAUGGAGAAAACUACACUCAGAAUCAAAACUACUUAACUCAUGUAAAAGUACGAAGAGAAGAAAGAACAAAAUUACAAAAACAGAUUUGAAAUUUCACACAGUCAUUUUAUCACCUGACAAUGAUGAAAAUACACCAGAUAAUCAUAUAGAUUUACAAGAGGAGUGCACUGAAGAUGUUAUCACAUCAGAUAAACCAUUAAAAAAUUGUAAUGAAAAACCAUAUACAACACAUACAAAGAAGCUUGCAAAUUCUAAUGAAAAUCAAAAUCAUAAAAAUACUGCACCGUUUGAAAUGUCAAACGAAAUCGACAAAAGUCAAGUUAAAAUUAAUCAAGUGGAUGUCGGUACAAGCCCAAUUAAUAAUCGAUCUGUUAAUAAUAAUCGUACACUAUCUGAAUUCUGUUCUUCAUCAUAUUCACUACAAUCAAUUAAUUCUGAUCUGAUCAACACAAAUUCAUCAUCUAUUUUUCCAAUUACAUCAAAUUGUUCUUCUAAUAGACAAAAGUUAAACGACUCACCAUCACAUGUUGAAUGCUUCUUCGAUGAACAAUUGAUUGUGGAGAAUGGGGAGAGUAGUACACAGGAUAUUCACAGUCAAAAAUUGUCAUUAAAAAAUAAUCAUCAUCACCAGGCACAACAUCAGCCCCAAAUAUCCAAGGUCAGCACUUUCAAAUCAUCUCAUACAAGUUCAACCAAUAGAAUCAAUCGAAAUGAAUCAGGGAAUAAAUUAGCUCUGAAAUUCACCAAGUCAUCUAACAGUACUAUACAACCAUUACCAUCCAAACCAUUAGUAAAACAUGCGAAUUAA